Molecule: messenger RNA, 2551 nt
Organism: Aquila chrysaetos chrysaetos
Lineage: Eukaryota; Metazoa; Chordata; Aves; Accipitriformes; Accipitridae
Product: sodium-dependent phosphate transport protein 3-like
Exons: 12
Coding region: 827-2095 (422 amino acids)
Biological process (GO): monoatomic anion transport; transmembrane transport
Molecular function (GO): transmembrane transporter activity
Source: RefSeq, a predicted model, not a curated record
GCUGGCACAGCACAGAGUUGGCUGCCUCCCGCUACCCGCCCCGGGAGACGGAGCCAGGAGACCCACGACCACGCUGGUCCCCUCUGGGCUGGGGGAGACACCUCUCCCCACAUGUGAGCUACCCCCAGGGGGGGACUGGAUGGGAUGGGGAAGGAGCCUCCCUUUGCACCAGCUGAGGGAGGGCAGCGGGUACCCCCGGGGCAUCUGCGGGAGCACCCCGGGGUGGGAGAGACCUCGUUGCCAUGCCAGGCUGUUGUGGUCGAGGGUUAUAAACAACGGCUGCAAAUAAGUCCGUCCCGGGGAGGUUUUGAGGCAGCUGUAAAUCACUGUGCUCAUAAAGCAUUUGUGCCGGCAGUGCAGGCAUCUGCGACCAGCAGCCUGCUCUGCUCUCGCCGAGCUGGUAAUGGCAUUGGGCGGAAACGCCAAGGGUCACUGCCCGGCUGCUCCUGUGUUCGUUGAUGUUUGAGAUUUGCUUCCUAACAGGGCCAGACAUUAUCUUGAGGAGAAGCAGGCAGCAGCGUUUGCAGGCAGGAGAGGAUGCAGCGCCACGUGGACAACACACAGGCAGGGGACGGGACGGAAGCAGAGCAGGACGAAGCCCCUCUGCUUGCUCAGCAGCCCUCCUUCCGCACAGAUAUGAACGGCCAUUGCUGCAAAGGAGGAGGGCAGGGGCUCAGUGGUAGAUGUCUGGAGGGUACCUGGAAAGAGCCAUUUGUUGCUGCAGUAAGGGGUCUGCUCCGCUCGCUGUGGCCUGGCCCUGGUCCUGCACAUCUCUCUCUUCGUGGCAUACGCACUCCGGGUCAGCCUCAGCAUCGCCAUCGUCGCCAUGACUAACAGCAGCCAUCCCCAUGGCUGGUCCGGCAGUGCUCCCCACAGCUCCUACCCAGCAUUUGCUCAGGACGCCCCCGUGUACAACUGGAGCGCUGAGACUCAAGGAAUUGUCCUCAGCUCCUUCUUCUACGGCUACGGCCUCACACAGGCGCUGGGCGGGUACUGCUCAGGGCUACUCGGGGGGAAACCUGUCCUGGGCAGUGGGCUCCUGCUCUCCUCUGUGCUCACCCUCCUCGUGCCCCAAGCAGCAGAGCUCGGCGUGAGCUUCCUCAUCGGGCUGCAGGCGCUGCUGGGCUUGGCUGAGGGAGUGAUAUUUCCAGCUCAGUACACGCUCUGGGCAAAAUGGGCCCCUCCACUGGAACGCAGCAGGCUCAUGAACAUUGCUGAUGCUGGAUGCACUUUUGGGACUUUCUUUGCUCUCCUUGUGGCUGGAAUCAUCUGUCAGACUCUGGGGUGGCCUUUUGUCUCCUACAUCUUUGGUGGUGUUGGCUGCGUCUGGUGCCUCUGCUGGUUCCUCCUCGUGUACGAGGAUCCUGCACAUCACCCAUGGAUUAGUGCCAGGGAGCAGGAGUACAUCGUGUCAUUGCUGGCUCAUCAGGGCAGGUCUCAUGGCCACGCCCUCCCACUUGUGGCCAUGGCUAAAUCACUGCCUCUUUGGGCAAUCACCAUUGCCUGCUUCUGCACAGACUGGCUGUUCUACAUGCUGCUGACCUCCAUGCCCACGUUCAUGAGCAACGUCCUCCACUUUGACCUCAGAGAGAACGGGCUCCUCUCCUCCCUGCCUUAUGUUGGGAAUGGGCUGGGGCACAUCCUGGCUGGGCUGCUGGCUGAUUUCCUCCUAGCCAGGCAAGUGCUUGGCACAGCAGCCGUCAGGAAGCUCUUCUCAGCACUCGGGAUGCUGCUCCCAGCCAUCUUCCUGGUGGCUGUGCCUUACAUUGGCUGCAAUUCCACAGUUGUUGUGGUCCUUCUAACACUGGCCUUGACAAUAAUCAGCAUGACAGGGGCAGGCAUCAAUAUUAACCACAUCGAUAUAGCGCCCAGAUAUGCAGGGUUCCUGCUGGGAAUCACAAAUACCUUUGGAAUAGUCGCAGGAAUUAUUGCUCCUACCGCAGUUGGACUUCUUGUCAGCCAGGAUCUCCAGACUGGCUGGAGGAAUGCCUUCUUCGUAUCUGCAGCCCUCAACUUGUUUGGCCUGAUCUUCUACAUAGCCUUUGGCAGCGGUACCAUCCAAGACUGGGCUAGGGAGGACACUGCUGUGCAAUGAGAGCCACAGGCAUGGGAAGGUACACAAGGGAAUGGGCUGCAAACGGGCACGGGUCAGGCAGGAGCUCCCUCCACUACCCUGCUCUCGCCUGCGCAGCAAAGCUCAGCUGUCCCUGCCUGCUCCUGGGGCCCUUGCAGCAUCCUCAGGUGACGGCAUGAGCCACGCAGCCCUGCCUGCACUCUGACUUUUGAAGUGCCCAGCACCUUCACCCAGCUCUGUUCACCUCCUGAUCCCAAUCUACUCUCCUGGGGAGGCACCAGCCCUGCAACCCACGUUGCCUGCUGUGCAUUUAACCCUGCCCUCAGCUUUUGCCCACAGAAAGGAAUGCUGCAGCGUGGACAGAUCCUAAACGGGAUCCAUGGAGAGCUGGUAAAGCUGGCUGUCAGCUGAGCUCUGUAAGGAGCCUGCAGCUAUUUCCAGCAAAGCUAUUCUUACAUAAAGUAAAUUGAUAAUGAA